AUGCAGCCCCGUCCACGCGGCUCUUCUCCGCGGCCUUCUUACGCGCUGUUCUGCCAGCAUGAUGUCUGCAGCACGGGCGUUAGAUCAGUCCUCCUUGGACGCGUCGGCACCAGCACAGCUUCGAGCGGUGAGGAGGCGCGCACCUGUGGCACAGUGAAGUCCUUCCGGGGCGAGUUCGGGUUCGUCUCGGUGGAUGGGCUGCAGGGCGACGUGAUGGUGCACGUCCGGGAUAAUCCGGGUCUCGGGCCUCUUCCAGUGGCGGGCGAGGUCCUGGAGUUCGACGUGCGGGACCAAGGCGGCAAGUUGAGGGGCUUCAACGUCACCCGCUACGGGGAGCCCCCGGUGGGCCCAGCACAGGUUGCCACCGCCAUUGCAAAUGACGUGGCGCCUCCGGAGGCAGCGGCCGCUCCGGAGGGCUUUUUCGAGGGCACGUUGGCCAGCUUCAGAGACGGCUGGGGCCUGAUCGAGUCGCCGUCGAUGGAGGGGAAGCUGUUCUGCGGAGCAUUGGACAACCCAGCUCUGUCUCAGAUCUCGCCAGGGGAUGCUGUGACGUUUCAGCUCGGGACGAAUCCCAAGGACGGCCGGGACAAGGCCGUGAAUGUGACUGCCAAGGUCUGCGAGCGCGAGCAGGUGGAAUGCAUCGGCAGACGGGUCAAAGGCAGGGUCAAAAGCGUCCGCGGAGAUUGGGGCUUUGCGUCUUCUACGGCCUUCAGUGGAGACAUCAUGGUGGGCCAGAAGAACCUCCGCGCCGCCGGCAUCACCAUCGCGCCGAACAUGAUGCUGGAGUUCGAGGUCGCCGCCAACACGAAUGGCCGCUGCGAGGCCACGAACAUCCGCGUCCUCGGUGGAGGGGCGAUGGCGAAGGGUGGGCCGGCCGCAGGCUGGGGCCCGAUGUGGACAGGUGGGCGGCCUGCAAUGACGACGCAGAGCGCAGGUUGGCACGCCACGCCGAGCCACGGCGCCGCGGGGGGCAGGGACCGCUCGCGGACUCCGGUGCCGCAAGGGCCGCAGGGGCCGCAGGGGCCGCAGGGGCCACGGCGGCAUGGCAGCGUGAAGAACUUCCGGGACGGCUGGGGCUUCCUCCUCUGCAGCCAGGUGCCCGGCGACAUCUAUCUCGAAGAACCGAAAGACUCGCCGCAGUUCUCGGGGCCGCCGCUGCAGCCCGGCGAGGCCGUGGAGUUCAGCCUCGUGCAGCGCGGCGGUGCGCAGGCCGGCCGGAACAACGGCGCGCAGGCGGUGCACGUGCUGCGCGCGGGGGGCCCCGGGGCCUGGCCGCCGCGGCAGGUGCCGCCGGCGGUGCCGACGUGGGCACAGGUCCCGGGGCCCAGGCAGGCACGCGCGCAAGCGCCGGUGCAGGCGCACGCGCCAGCGUCGGGCACGCGCUUUGGGACGCUCAGCGUGUUCAAGGACGGCUGGGGCUUUAUGUCUGGGCCUGGCCUCGAGCAAGACGUCUUCUUCGGCCUGAAGGACAACCCCCACGUCCUCUCGGCCAACGUGGGCGACUCUUUCACUUUCGAGAUCGCGAUGGGUCCGAAGGGCCGGCCAAAGGCCGUGAAUGUUCAGGAGAGCCUUCUGGGCCGCCAGGUUGCUGGAUCGAUCAAGACGAUCAAGGAUGGUUGGGGAUUUGCCACGGUCGACGGUGUUCAAGACAGCGUGCUCCUUGGAAAGAAGAACUUGGCUGCUUCCGGCAUCGAAUUGAAUUCGAUGCAAGUGGGGGACGCCGUCGUGUUCGAGAUGGCAAUGGGGCCCAAGGGUUACGAGGCGACCAACAUCCAAUGUGCCGCUUGA
Prorocentrum cordatum is the source of this 1788-nucleotide messenger RNA. Lineage: Eukaryota; Dinophyceae; Prorocentrales; Prorocentraceae. The record is from the annotation of a GenBank genome assembly.